CUCCCGGCUUGAAGAUAACAUGCAAUUGGGCUACCCAAGUGGUGCCAUUCAAUCAAAUUUAGUCACUUGGAAUAUUCAUCUUCGUUUGUCUUCACUCUUCUUCACAUUAUUUGACUCCCUGGAGGCUCUAGGCUUCUACCAACUACAUGUCUGCAUAUGGUGGGGCAUCGAAGUUUUAACUUCACGAUUUAACACUUCCCAAGAGACGAGUUUGAGUCUCCGAAUUCUGGCUCUGAGAUUGAAGAACCAAAAACAAGAAAAAGAAGAAGAAGAAAAACAGAGUCAUGGGGAAGGUUGCAGCACUACCAAUAGUUGGGAUGGUGUUGGCUGAGAGUGCACAAGCUGGGCUAAUUAUAGUGAGCAAAGUAGCAAUGUCUAAUGGCAUGAGCAACCUCAUCUUUCUCUGCUACUCAAACGCUCUUGCAGCCCUUAUCCUGCUCCCAAUUUCCUUAGCCUUCCACAGAUCCGAGCGUCCUCCUCUCACUUUCUCUACCAUCUGUUGGUUCUUCUUGCUUGGUCUAAUUGGAUUCAUGGCGCAGUUUUUUGGGUAUGCUGGGAUUAAUUUGAGCUCUCCUACUCUGAGCACGGCUAUGCUCAACCUCAUUCCAGCUUUUACCUUUAUACUGGCAGUCAUCUUCAGAAUGGAAAGAAUUGAUGGGAGAAGCUCCAGUAGCCUUGCUAAAACCUUGGGAACAAUAGUUUCAAUUUCAGGGGCUUUCAUUGUUACUCUUUACAAGGGCCCCCCACUUCUGAUGACAUCCUCAACUGAUAUAUUGUCUCAUAACCAACUUUUCUUGGAACAGUCAAACUGGGUCCUUGGAGGAAUGUGCAUUGCGCUUAAUUGUGUGUUGGCCUCAUCUUGGCUUAUAGUACAGGCAUCAGUUCUAAAGAAAUACCCCGCAGAGCUGAUUAUGGUAUUUUAUUAUUGCUUCUUUGUGGCUAUUCAAUCUGUAGUAGUCUCUUUGACUGUAGAAAGAGACUUAAGUGCAUGGGAAUUGAAGCCUAAAAUCAGGUUGAUUGCUGUUCUAUACUCGGGAGUCUUUGGCUCAGCAUUCCAGGUUGGUGUAUCUACUUGGUGCCUUCACAGGACAGGGCCUGUUUUUGUAGCUAUGUUCAAGCCUUUGGGGAUUGUCAUUACAGUUUUCGUUGGUGUCACCUUCUUAGGAGAUACUUUCUACCUUGGAAGUUUGAUAGGAGCAAUUGUUAUUGUCAUUGGAUUUUAUUCUGUGAUGUGGGGAAAAGCAAAAGAAGAGAAGAUGGAUGAUGAUGCAGGGGCAAGGAGUGUGGCAUCAAGUAGACAACGGGUCCCUCUAUUGCAGAGCCAUAUUGAAGAAAUAUAGAAGUUUCUUUGCAGUACAUCGCCCUGUGAGGUCUUUCUUGCCAAAAAAACAUGGGUACUCUCUGUUGCUUUUGUCUUAGUUCUUUUAAAAUGCUACCCCUUCCAUCAUUUUUGAAAACUGGGAUUGGUUAUUGUGGGAGUUGUUUUGCUCAGGCCAUGCUUGUUGGGAAUUAGUCACCCUAAGUAAUGCAGGACAAGGAACAACCAUUUGAUAUUGUCCAAGUCAAGGCAAUGAUUUGGCACAAAGAUUUCUUCUACUCUUUUUUCUUUUUCCUGGGAGAUGGUAAUCCUGCAUACAUCCAAGGGCAGUUUGUUGGUGCAAACUGAGCAUAGUUGCAAGUUUGCUGUAAAGGUGCAAAUACCAUGAGAAGUAUGUUGUGCUCAUUGUUACUACAUGUUACGAUGCAUCUGUUUCAUUUUAAAUAAUGUCCAAGAGAGAGUAGAAAUUUCAAAAGACGAUUCAAGUUGGAUUGGCUGGCACUAUCUGGCUCCUCAUUGCAUGAGGAGGCAGUUUUAUUGGCUUGCCAUUAAUGAACCUUUCGAACUACUAAAGCGUUUGUAAUUCAUUUGUGGAGUUUCUCUGUAUUUUAUAUUGUCAAUGCACUUGUAGUUAUACUCUUAAUUGAUGAUUAUCUUGUCUACUUUCCAAUGAGUAUAUGGAGACUUAUGCUUGAUGUUUUCCUGCACAUAUAUAUUCUUUUUAAGAAACUUUGUUUGUUAGUUUUGGUAGUUAUCUUCAUAAUAUGCCCCCAGACCUGAGGGAAGAAUUUUCUGAAAAGUAUUAAAUAGAAAAUAACAGUUUAUUUUCCAUGUAAUGUAGGGUCAUGAACAUGUGGAGCAUGAUCAAAGAUAUCAGCAGCAUGAGUUGAAUAUUGAGUUUGCAGGGUCAAAGCUGCCUCAAGAGCAACAUGUCAGUGAGGAGCAGCUCCUUUGCUUGGAAGUGAAAUCUACUCUUUCUCUUUGGUUUUGAGAUGUAUGAUAUCCUUCAUUACUUGUGGUAAAUAAGGUAAUAAUGUUGGAAUUAGGCAUUGGGGGGAGAAAAUGAUGGCAAAGGCCAAAGUUCUUGAAGAACAUAUUUUCAACUGUGUAAUCAAAUACAAUAUAAGAAUCUUAUAGUCAUAUAUCAAGAGCUUUUCAUACAUCCAA
This is a messenger RNA of Prunus dulcis (almond), 2485 nucleotides long. RefSeq names its product WAT1-related protein At3g28050-like. Gene Ontology annotation, molecular function: transmembrane transporter activity. The transcript has 7 exons. Gene Ontology annotation, cellular component: plasma membrane. NCBI's taxonomy places the organism in Eukaryota, Viridiplantae, Streptophyta, Magnoliopsida, Rosales, Rosaceae. The record is from RefSeq and is a predicted model, not a curated record. The coding region runs from base 285 to 1340 and encodes 351 amino acids.